Messenger RNA from Podarcis lilfordi (Lilford's wall lizard), 2588 nucleotides. The record is from the annotation of a GenBank genome assembly. NCBI's taxonomy places the organism in Eukaryota, Metazoa, Chordata, Lepidosauria, Squamata, Lacertidae.
AUGAAACCAUCGAGAGCCUGCGAUCAACCCCGAACCACCCACAGAUCUACCAGUGACAGGAUCCCGAAGUGGGGAGCAAAAGAGGUUCCCAGGCCAUUUCUCGUCGUGUGUGUGUGUGCGCGCGCUGUGCUUAUUAACAGUCCUCUCUCCGCGCCGCCUCCGUCCGGGACGGCGCCUUUACUCUCGGGAAAGCGGCCCGCGCGGAACCAAGGCGAGGCGGCUCACUGUUUCCGCGGGAGGCGGCGGGAGAGGAGCCGCGCGGCGCCCGGAAGCGGGAGGCUUCUGCCGGGGAGAGGCUGCGAGAGGGAGACGGAGGCCUCCUGCUUCUCUUUGCUCGUUGCAGCCUCGGCCCUGGCGGAGAAGGAGGAGGAGGAGCCAGAAGGGGCCGCGGAGCGGAGGCAGGCUAGCCGGCAGGCGGCGAGAGGCGGCUCCACGCGUCAGGUGAGGCCGCACGUUUCAAAAGUCAGCCAAGGACCCGCGUUUCCCUCGUGUCCUGCCUUUCCUCCAAAGAGCUUGGGGCGGGUGGGUGCAGGGCCGUAUUUACGUAUAAGCUAAAAAAGUUACAGCUUAGGGCCCCACUCUCUUGGGGGCGACCAAAAAAUUUAAAGGAAACGAAAAAAACCAUGUACAUUUCCAAAAUUUGAGAUAAAAAAGAAAAUAAAUCCUACAUACAGCAACAGUGGCAAAUGGCUUUAGAUACCUAUUAGGUCCACAGAUUACCAUAUAGCAUAUAUUCAACACAAAAACAGCGGCAAUUUGUUGUUGACAGCUGGACAUAUAAAGGGCCCCAUUACUUCCAGUAGCUAUGGGCCUAAUCAAACCUUAAUAAUAAUAAUAAUAAUAAUAAUAAUAAUAAUUUUUUAUUUGUAUCCCGCCCUCCCCGGCCAUGUCCGGGCUCAGAGCGGCUAACAUAAAAUCCAGCCCUGGGUGUCCCCUUUUCUUUCAAAAAAUGAUCUUGGCAUUUUGGAAUAUGCAGAAAUGGGGAAACUUACUGGAAGAAUAAGAAAUCAAGUUAACAUUAUUUUGUUACAAAAUAAUGUUAAAAUGGUUUAUUGAAUAUGUACAGAAAAUUAUAAACAAAUAAAAGCAUUGGCAGGAUUAUUGUAAUCUGCAGUUUUAUACGAGUUUUAUAUUUCAAGAAGAUGAAUGAAGGAGUAAAUUAAGUUUAUUUGGAUAUGCAGAAGAUAUUUAAAACAAAUUUAAGGAACUGCAGAAAGGGGGGGAGGGAGUCAAGUUUUGAAAUGUCAAAAUGAUUGUUAAAAUUAGUGAAAUGUAUAAAUUUGGAAAGUAUAAUUAAUGAAAUGAAAACCACAGAUAAAACAAAAAAUGAUCUUGGCAGCAGCAACGCUGCCAGAUAGGCAGGGCAGACCUGCCGUGUCCGUGACUAUUUCUGCAGAACCUUAAAGACGAGCCGGUUUAUUGUGGUGCAAGCCUUUGUGGACGGCAAUCUGCGUCGUCAUGGAAUCGUGGAGUUGGAAGGGAAGCAUGAGGGUCAUCUAGUCCAGCCCCAGGCAGCAUCGCCCAUGGUCAGGGCAGAUGAAAAUCCCAAUAACAGAUGGAGAGCUACAGGUUGCCCACCCACUGGCAUAGACCAUGUCAAUCAUGUUGGUAUAAAAGCAGCUUUCCUUGUUCCUAGGGUGCAAUGAUCAGAGGUUCAAAAAAUGCAGGGCAGAAAAUCUGCAGAUGGAAUUGCUGCCUGACAAUAAUUUCAGCCUCAUUGCUAGUUGCCACAGGGGCCCAACCGUAACAUACGUUGCAUGUCAGAAAGCUAGGGGAAAUGUGAUGUCUCUAAACAUAAUAAUAAUAAUACAUAAAUAUUUUUUUUGGGGGGGUGAGUGUCAAUAAUUUAACUUUCCAUAAUGUGUGUGUGUUUUAAAGAAAACCAGUAGCCUCCAAGGGAGGAACGUUCUGUUCACAUGCCCUCUCUUGUUGAUACUGAUUUGAAACAAACAAACAAAAUGUUUCCUGUUUCAAGGGAAAGCCACUUGGCACAGGCUCAGACAAAUUUAGAUAUGGUGCCAAAAGGUUCUUUUAUGUAUGUGUAUAUGUAUAUUUCCGAGUCGUUUAGCCUGAACUGCUAGAAUCUUUGAAAAUGAAAGGUGGCAAUCUCUAUUGUGGAGAAGCAUGUUUGUUAACACUAAACUUGAUAGCUAAAUGGAGCCUCAGUGUUUGAGGAACACACACACACACACACACACACACACACACACAGAGGAUUCCAUAUUUUUUAAAUAUUUUUUUAAAAAUUCAAAUCCAGUACAGAUAUAAACUGGGACAAAGAUCCACAGUUAAAAGGCUUGUUGAAAAAAGUCAGGUUUUCAGUAUUGGAGACAAUAGAGACGGCACUUAUCUGACAUGUAAUUGGCAGUUCCAAAGUGUAGAAGUAGCAUCAAGUUAAACUCAGGGAGGCAUUUUUCUCAUCCUUUAAUAUUUCCUGCCAUUAUUUUAUUAACAGGAAAGAAAUAGAUGUUUAGUGUUUAGUGAACGUUGCAACCAUUUCCUUGUCUCAGGUGAUAUUCAUCUUUUAUUUACGGUUUACCACACAGAUGCUCUUCCAUGCUGUUUCUUUGCAUCGAAGUCCCCUGUAA